Quercus robur (English oak) is the source of this 3553-nucleotide messenger RNA. Its product is annotated as transcription factor MYB3R-4-like. The transcript is spliced from 12 exons. Gene Ontology annotation, molecular function: DNA-binding transcription factor activity, RNA polymerase II-specific; RNA polymerase II cis-regulatory region sequence-specific DNA binding. Lineage: Eukaryota; Viridiplantae; Streptophyta; Magnoliopsida; Fagales; Fagaceae. The coding region runs from base 276 to 3266 and encodes 996 amino acids. The record is from RefSeq and is a predicted model, not a curated record. Gene Ontology annotation, cellular component: nucleus. Gene Ontology annotation, biological process: regulation of DNA-templated transcription.
CUCGACCGUUUCUCUCUCUCUCUCUCUCUCUCUCUCUCUCUCUCUUUUUCUCUCUCACAGUGAAGAACUAUUAGUGCAUUUGCAGGUCCUUCUUCACCGUUUCGUCGAUAGGAUCUGCAAAUUGCACCCAAAGACACAAUUACUCUCUGUCUCUCUGUGUAUUCUGAAACACUGUUUGCCUGUGAUUUGGUCACGGUGUUUGCACAACUAGAACUUUCUAGAAAGGAUUAUAAUGUUCUUGGGGAUUGGUUUCACUCUUUCAUUGGGAAAGAACAAUGUCAAGGUUUAGUACUACAAGUUGUAAGCGAGUUCGACCUCCUGUUACUACUGCCCCUGGUCGAGAAACUGAUGCUUCUCAGAAAAUGAGGCCUAUUAUUGGGAGGACUAGUGGCCCCACAAGACGCUCAACAAUGGGAAAAUGGACUGCCGAAGAGGAUGAGCUAUUGCGGAGGGCAGUUGAACAUUAUAAAGGAAAAAGUUGGAAAAGAAUAGCGGAAUGUUUUAAAGAUCGGACAGAUGUGCAGUGCCUGCACAGGUGGCAGAAGGUCUUGAAUCCUGAACUCUUCAAAGGUCCAUGGUCUAAAGAGGAGGAUGAAAAAAUAAUCGAGUUGGUGAAUAGAUAUGGGUCAAAGAAGUGGUCAACCAUUGCAGAAGCAUUGCCUGGACGUAUUGGAAAGCAGUGUCGAGAAAGGUGGCAUAACCAUCUUAAUCCUAACAUAAGCAAGGAACCGUGGACAGAGGAAGAGGAGCUGGCUCUAAUUCGUGCUCAUCAAAUUUAUGGGAACAAGUGGGCUGAGUUAUCAAAAUUCUUGCCUGGAAGGACGGACAAUGCAAUAAAAAAUCACUGGAACAGCUCUGUGAAAAAGAAAUUGCAAUCUUAUUUGGCAUCAGGAUUACUUGAACAGUUUCAAGGUCUGCCUUAUGUAGGAAAUCCAAGUUCAUCCUCUGUGGGUGUGCAGCAGUGUCAAGUAGAUAUGGUUGAAGAUGAAAAUUCAGAUUGUAGUCAAGGAUCAAUAGCUGUCAUUUGCUCUCAAUUUGAUUCUGGAACAGAAAUUGCAGCGCAGAAUCUUAGGACUGCGGAAACAGGUUGUAGAAAGGGGCAUACUAUGGAGAAAUAUUCAUUACUGGAAGCUGAAACUCCUGGACAUGAGGAUUACCACUUUAGUUCCCAUAAUCUGCCCAACAUCUUUGUGGAUGACUUGCAUGAAUCAUCAGGUUUUGGAACAUCUGAACAUAGCAAUUGUGUAAAUGAAAUCUGUGACAAACAUUCUAUUCUAUCACGGAGUUCUGUGGGAUUCAACACUUCUGCUACAAUGGAAAACAUGAACCUAUUGAUAUCUGAGAGUGAUUUUUUUGAGAAUACAUUCUCAGAUACAAGAAUUCCUGGAUUCUUUUUUGAUGGCAAUGUGACAGAACGAUCAAAUAACCUGGAUGUGGGAAAAAAUUCAGUGAUUUGCCAAUCUGAAUCUCAGAACUCUGCAAACACCAGAAUCUUUGCUAUGGAGUCAUGUGACCCUCUAAAGGAUGUACAAGGAGGAACUUCAGAAUUCGAGGCCAUUACAAGUUCAAGAGAUGACUUCAUCUAUGUUGAUUCUCCUGAUAUUGAUUUAGAUGAAAAAGAUGACCCUAUGAAAAUAGAUGAGGCAAAGAAUAAUCCAAAGCUCGUUCCUGUUGAUAUUUUUAGUGCAGUGGUCUCAGAUUCUAUGCGAAAAUUUUCCUCCAAUGAUGAGAAUGCAAAACAAAUUUCAAAGUCAGAUGAAGCAAUGGUUACUUCAAAGCUGGCUCCUGCAGAUUUGUUUGGUUCAGUGAACUCAGAUUCUAUGCAACUCCUUCCCUCAAUGGAUGAGAAUGGAGCUACUGCAUAUAAAGACAGAAGGGGUUCAGGAUCUCUGUGUUAUGAGCCUCCUUGUUUUCCAAGCUUAGAUAUUCCUUUUCUCAACUUUGAUCCCAUAGCAUCUGGUGGUGAUAUACAGCAAGCAUAUAGCCCUCUUGGGAUUCGUCAACUACUCAUGCGUCCAAUGAACUUGUCCUCACCAUGCAGCUUAUGGGAUUCACCAAGUCACAAAAGUACUCCAGAAGCUAUAUUAAAGAAUGCCAGUAAGAGCUUUACAUGUACGCCAACCAUCAUGAAAAAGAGACUGCGUGAUUUUUUGUCACCAGUUGAAGAAACAAAGGGAGACAAAAAAAUGGGAAAGGACAAAAACAUGAAGAAAUUUAGCUUGACAAGUCCUUUUUCUUCCCUGGAAUCUAUUUUAGAUGAGAAUGGGGCUUUGGCAAUGUCCAUAUCUUCUAUUGAGGAGAUGCUCGAUUGUGUAGUUGACCAGAAAGUGAACACUGCAGAAUCAAUGCAUGAUAAAGCUAAUACAGACCAUGCUUUUGAGGAGAAUAAAGAGAGCAUUGCAAAGGAAAAUAGAAUAUUAGAGAAAGAUGUUGGAAUCACUAAUUCUCUAGAGAAGAUUAAGAAGGGUACCUUGAAUAUUGAUCCUAAGGCCAAGCCUACAGGACUGCUUGUUGAGCGUAAUUUAGAUGAUCAGCUGGUCUUUUCUCCGGAUACAGAUGAACAUCAAACAACUACAGCCUUGAGUAUGGCAAUUUUGAGUCCCAAAGGCCAAUAUGUUAUAAGGUUGGACACCAAGUCAUACCAGGGUGACAAUAUAGAGUCAUCCUCUCUGAAAAAUGAAAAGUGUAUAGUUCCAGCUACAUCUUCAGAAUGUGCACCAUCAUUAAGGCCUCUAGAAACCAGUGGAAAUUAUGGGAACGAUGCUGAUAUUCAAAGCUUUAGCACAUUUGAUGAGACUCCAGAUAGAAAAAGAGGAAUUGAAUCUCCAUCAGCAUGGAAGUCUCCUUGGUUUUUAAGUACUUUUCUCCCACCAAGAGUUGAUGCAGACAUGACACUUGAGCAGGAUUUGGGAUACUUCUUGAGCCCUGGGAUGAGGUGCUAUGAUGCCAUUGGGUUGAUGAGACACCUAAGUGAGGAUACUGCAGCUACAUAUGCCAAUGCCUUGGAUGUUUUGACAAAUGAUGAUCCUGAAAUGCCCUCAAAGACAUUUUGCUCCAGCGACAAGAAUUUAUCUGACCUGGACAAUUGUUUUCUUCAUAACAACCAGGAGAAUAUGCCUCCUGGUUUCUUGACGGAGCAACGUGUUCUCGAUUUCAGUGGAUGUGGGACGCCUGGGAAGGGUACAGACAACAAGAAAUUUCCUGAGAACACAAGUGCUAAAAGCUUUUCAAGCCCCAAAUCCCAUCUGAUGAGGAAUUGCAGAUAGUGUGUUUUAGUACUACUGUGAGUAUGAUAUAUAUUAUAUACAUGUGUGCAGUUUUUAUGUAUUUUCAUCGGAAGUGGCAAGGCUUUAUGCAGAGUUAUUGUAUAGUUUGUUCAAUACAUUUUAGAGUUGUGCUUGAUCCCAUUGUUCUUGUUUGAACUUGGGGGGUGACAAGUGUAUGUUCAAUUCAUCUGUAGAUAUUGCUCUCUGCUUUAUAAUAAUUCUGAUAUAUUGGACAAAAUUAUACUCUGUAAUCUUGGAUCGUAAAUUAGAGGACAACCUUUUUAAAA